Molecule: messenger RNA, 758 nt
Organism: Aphanomyces invadans
Lineage: Eukaryota; Oomycota; Saprolegniomycetes; Saprolegniales; Verrucalvaceae
Exons: 4
Coding region: 40-708 (222 amino acids)
Biological process (GO): intracellular protein transport; vesicle-mediated transport; vesicle fusion
Cellular component (GO): late endosome membrane; ER to Golgi transport vesicle membrane; endoplasmic reticulum membrane
Molecular function (GO): SNAP receptor activity; SNARE binding
Source: RefSeq, a predicted model, not a curated record
CUCUCGAUUCUCCAUUUGGAGCAGCACACAGGCGAGAUCAUGGACGGAAGCGGCAGCAGCGCGCUGUCAGAUCGAUUCCAAAGCCUCGAAGAAGAUUACAUUGAUUGCAAGCGAACCAUCAACAAUUCGAUCCACGACUUGUCGUCCUUAGACCAACGACAUGUGGCGUCGCAAAUGGCGCAAGCCAACGUCGUGGAAGCCCAACGAUGCAUAAAACUCAUGUCCGUGGAGCUUCGUGGAAAGACUCCCGCUGUUCGAAAGGUCAUGCAAGCCAAGAUCAAUGUUUAUCGCGAUGAGCUUCAAGGUCUGCAGCGAGAUCUGGAUCGCGCACUUUUGUUGUCCAAGCAAAUUAGCAGCACUUCGUCAUCGUCGUCGUCGAGUAGCGCGGCUCAGUACGACCGAUUAGUUGCCAACACAGACCGCCUGCAACGGGCGUCCGACCAACUGGAGCAGUCCAAGCGCAUCGUUCAGGAAACAGAGCAAAUUGGGAUCUCUGUCAUGGACACGUUGGCGCAGCAGCGGGAAACCCUCCUGUCGGCCCAUGACAAGGUCAAGGACACGCGAGAGACCGCGGGCGACGCACGGCGAGUCCUUCAGCGGAUGUCGCAGCGCAUGUUGACGCACAAGUUGACGUUGUGGUUUGUCAUUCUGGUGCUCAUCGUCGCGAUUGUCCUCGUAUUUUACCACGACUUUAUCAAACGCUCCUAGUCAACGUAUCAAGAUAAACUAGUCGAUUUCUUCGUUAUCGGGUGAGUGUA